Messenger RNA from Hylaeus anthracinus, 2231 nucleotides. RefSeq lists its product as uncharacterized. The transcript is spliced from 5 exons. The record is from RefSeq and is a predicted model, not a curated record. NCBI's taxonomy places the organism in Eukaryota, Metazoa, Arthropoda, Insecta, Hymenoptera, Colletidae. Gene Ontology annotation, molecular function: protein binding. Bases 305 to 1267 code for a protein of 320 amino acids.
GUUUUAUAAAUCGCAAGGGCCACAGAGAAUCAGUUAGGUACCGAUCGCGAAAUAGGUAUGUAUCGCGCGUAUUUAAAUUUUAAGCUAUUCCAAACACGAAAAGAGCGUAGAGAACAUUUCUCAUCGUUUAGUUAUUUUAAUAUACCAUUCAAAUUUCUUGUAUUUUUAGAAGCAUAUAUGCGAGAGCACGAUUAAAUGUAUUUUUAGAAGCGACAGGAAGUAUUCGAAACGUUCAUAUUAGAGAAUCUCGGAGAUUCGUUUAAGUAGAGUCGAUUUUUAACAAUGUUUAAUCUUUUAGGUCGCGAUGACAUCGAACGUUUUAUUGUUCUUGUACCUCAGUACGCUCUACUUAACUUGGUGUGAUGCAAGCGAUCCCAGCGUGCCUAAACUGUAUUUUGUAGAUGCUAAUGUAACCAACGAAGGCGUCACGGAAACUCAACACGCGACUUGCAAAAUUGCAACAGAAGAAUUGGUCGCCAGCGCGCGUACCACCGUCACAAGGGUACUCACAGGAGCCUGCAACGCCAAGACGAUCGAAGAGAGAUUGCAAGCCCUGGAGAAGAACUUGACCCAAGAAUUGGACGAGAUGAAGACGAUGCUUCGAUCGGUUUUGCAAAUCCAAAGAGAUUUACUAAAAUUACCUAAACCGUUGCGAGAGGAGACGAACUACAAAGAUCGCUACGAAAAUUAUCACAAAAAUCCCGCACCGUCGCCGAGACAGUUAGAGAUCGACGAGUUCAACAAUACCAUCCAGGAGAUUCUAUCCAUAAAUGGAACCGUUUUCCUUUACUACUGGCAAAUAAAAAACUUCAACGAGAAGCUCGCCAGUUGGAAAACCACACGGUCCGAGCGCACUUCCACGUUUUAUAUCGGUCAGAAUGGAUACGCCAUGUAUAUCAAGGCUACGCCACGCUAUUUUCCAGACGGAACCGUCUUUAUGGGCGUUGGACUAACUCGUGGUCGUCACGACUCCUUUCUUAAAUGGCCAUUUACCCACAAAAUGCGGCUCGAGGUUCUGGAUCACUCGUCCGUAGACCAUCGUCAAGAUCGACGUUCGCGGAUCUGGGAUCCGUCGACGCUCUGCUCGGAAUAUUUUUGGGGCCGUCCAAAAUUAACUGGAGAACCCGACAAUCCAGAAUGCGUCGGCCUGAGCGUCCCUCGGCAAGUUCUUUACGCCAAGCUGCCACUUUCCAGCGACCACGUCUCGAAAAAUACGAGAUACAUUUGGAACGGAAGCGUCACGAUAAAGCUGACAGUUUUCCUUUAGAUCCUUUAUCCGAUAAUCUUUAUACGAACACGAGUAAUAAUAAUAUUAGGUCUACCGGGAAGUUCCGUUCGUCCAAGUUUCAACAAGUAUGCGAAUAUUCAUUAAAAAUCGCGUAUACAAAUUCCAAUCACGGUGGCAAGAAGUCAUAUUAGGUAGACUGGAAAGUAAUGUCGUUUCUUUUACAUUAAAUCCAAACAAAUUUUUGAUAAAUUUCCAUUUUUAAUUGAUUAUGUAAUCGUCCUCGUUAUCAACAGCCUCUUGCCAUCUAGUGUGGAAAUUUUCAAUGCCAGAUCGAUAAAAAUCAAUGAACUGACGAGUGAUAGACAAGUAUUUAAAAUUGCAAAAAACGACGUUACUUUCCAGUCCACCUAAUACAUAACGAUGGAAAUUGCAUUAUUCGAUAAAGUUUGUUCAAGGUAUGACAAAUUUAUUAACCCCUUGACCUACACGUUAUCGCACGAUUUCUCGGGUCAUAGUAAACAGAAAGGUAGGAAGUCCGAACGAAUUACCACGAGUCAGACUCGCAGGCCAAAGAGUCAAUUUGUUUUGUUUUAAAAACGUACAGAACUUUCCGGCAGACCUAAUAUAAUUACUAGACUGCGGAUCUUUAUGCAUUUAUAGGAAAUUUCAAUGUGCAAGAAACUACAAAAUGCAAGCAAUACGCAAGAAUAUAAAAACGAUUGAAAGUAAAGUUCAUGUUAUAAUAUUUUCAGAAUAAAAUUAAUUUCUAUGUAAGUUCAUUUUUUGUAGACACGAAGAUUUUAUUUUGCAUUAAGAGCCGCAGUCUAAUAAUUACUUAACACGUUGACUGCCGGACUGAUUCCCAAGGGAUUGCCUACAGGGUUAACAUUGUGUCUCGAGACAGUUGUAAACUAAAACAUCUGACGUUUGUCGUGUUAUUUAUUUUUGUAUCGUCGUCAAAAUCUACGAAUUCUAUUCAGACUUAUUUUCAUUGAUACAUCAG